UCACGCAGCGUGUGUGGUGUUAUGUUUGUGUUCGUGUGCCGCUUCACUACGCGUUGAAGACAUGGCAGCCAAGAUGGAGCUUGCACCCCUCAGACCGUGGGAUGAUUUCUUUCCCGGAACGGACCGGUUUGCCAAACCAGAGUUCGGAGAUUUAACAAAAUGGAACAACAGAGUGAUCAGCAAUCUACUGUACUACCAGACGAAUUAUUUCGUCGUGGCUCUGGUGGUUUUCCUCAUUGUAGGGUUCCUGAACCCAUUCGGCAUGUUUCUGGGAGGAGCUGUGGUGACGCUGGUCUUCAUGGGUUCAGUGUGGGCAGGAGAAAACAAAGCCAUGGUCAAGAACUUCAAAAAGAAGAACCCCACUCUGUUUGUGAUCGGGGUCAUGGUCACCAGUUACUUUCUGCUGUCGCUGUGUGGCGGCGUCAUGGUCUUUAUCUUUGGAAUCACCUUUCCUCUGCUGUUAAUUCUGAUCCACGCCUCUCUGAGACUGCGCAACAUGAAGAACAGACUGGAGAACAAGAUAGAGGGUGUUGGACUGAAGAAAACCCCCAUGGGCGUCAUCAUGGACCUCCUGGAUCAGCAGGAGGAGAAAAUGAACAAGAUUCAGGAUUUCCUUGAGAGCAAACUGAAGGAGUAAGGCUGUAGCUAAACAUGUGCCAAGGGAAGUCAGUGUCAUACAGUAUGGAUCCAAAUUUCCAUAGAAUAGCCCCAUGUGUUGAGUUUUUAUCCCCUCUAUACACAUAAAGUUACUGAUAUUUGCAUUCCCAAACUUUUUUAUCCAUUUUAGUUGACUUUAUUCUCUUAUACUGUUGUGACUUUACUCACGGAUGGACAGUUACAUUAUAAUUAGAUUUGCACAGUCACAGUGUGGAUUGGAUUUUGAAAGGCAAUGGGCACCAAAGGUUACCAAAGGUCAUUACUGUAUCAAAAAUGCUCCAAAAUUAAAUCAUUUUCCUUGUCAAUGUCGCACUUUGUUCCACAUGACGAGUAUUUAUUUCAGCGUAAUAAAGCCAAAUGUCUGAACAUAAUAUCUAAUGCUAUUAUUAGAUACCAGUUGCGUUUGUUCUAAAGAAGAAAUAAGAUCCUUUCAGUUUGCUACCUCAGACAAGCAUGUUUAAUUUCCCCAACACCCAGUGAAAUGCUUAUUGAACAGCAAUAACUCCCAUUUUGUCACAUUAGGAGCUGUAUGAAUACUGAUCUGAGACCAGUUUGCUUCUUGUUUAGACAGGUUAUAUGUCCUGACUAAAAACCUUGGAACUUAAAUAUUCCUAUUCUCAAAAGAUGUGCACACACAGUUCAUGACCGUACAGGCUGGCCUGAGUGUAUCCCUUCUGAUCACAGCUAUGCAAUAAUGAAAAAUGAAUGGCAAGUGCAGCUUUAUUGUUUGAAUAUUAUGCCAUGAUGUGUACAUGUUUGUUGUUAUUUCUGAUGUCUUUGUUUUCAUAAAAUAGCAUGCAGAAAUGUAUAAAAUGGCUACAGGAUAUAAAGUAUAUACGUUUGGCAAUUAGACAAAAUUAUGAAUUAAAUUAAUUAACUUCCCAUGCUAUUUCCAGUUUUCUCUGUUGAGAUCAAUUCCCCAUUCCUUGUAAAGAAAAAAAUCUAAAUUAAAUCUGUCAUCUGUAAUGUUCCGUGUUUAUUUUAUACCUGAUAGUAAGAGCUUUUUUCACAUGUGCACAUUGACUGCAGUUUGUGCAUGCUAUCUUCACAAAUGGCAGUUCAGACAGAUUGUUUAAGUCAUACGGAUGCUAUAUUAUAUAUAAUCUAUGUUUUUAUGUGACUUUUUCAUUCUUGGAAAGUGAUGAUUAAAUCACAGAACUGGAAGUAAAACACGUCUGUCCUCUAUGAAAAAUAAAUAUAACCUGACUUA
Messenger RNA from Centropristis striata (black sea bass), 1867 nucleotides. Its product is annotated as PRA1 family protein 3-like. Gene Ontology annotation, cellular component: membrane. Bases 62 to 637 code for a protein of 191 amino acids. The transcript has 3 exons. The record is from RefSeq and is a predicted model, not a curated record. NCBI's taxonomy places the organism in Eukaryota, Metazoa, Chordata, Actinopteri, Perciformes, Serranidae. Gene Ontology annotation, biological process: negative regulation of transport.